Molecule: messenger RNA, 755 nt
Organism: Paramacrobiotus metropolitanus
Lineage: Eukaryota; Metazoa; Tardigrada; Eutardigrada; Parachela; Macrobiotidae
Exons: 2
Coding region: 168-581 (137 amino acids)
Source: RefSeq, a predicted model, not a curated record
AACAGACAUUUAGCAGUGUAUCUCUCCAUCUUUACAGAACAGCACCCGCAUUGUCCUUAUCCAUACAUAUACUGGCAUCGGUACCUUUGGUUUUUUAGAUCAAAAAUUACCCAUUCUUACUCGCCACUUGUUCCCAUCCUCCUACUAAAAACACAUACACCUCCAAAAUGCACUAUCUGACGACAUUUCUGGGUCUGUCGCUGUGCCUGGGAGGCAGUUACGCCUGGGGCCGCUACUACGCCGACCAGCCGGCCUUCUUUUAUCCAACCGAGUAUCUGGAGCGCCAGCAAGACGCUGCCUACUGGCGCCAUCAGCCGGUCAUGCGGCAGCAGAUGCCGCGGCCAAUCGCGCAUCCGCUGGCCUACGCCCACCACCUGUACAACGCCCCCCUGAUGCGACAGAGCGGCGACGUGCGGACCCUGGCGGAUCAGGACUACAUAUUUGGAUUGGUCGCCUAUGCCACGAAUGUGGAUGCCAUGCAGAACAGCCUGGAAAGUGGCGGGUUUUCACCGGAGUCUGCCGCCGCUGCGGUGGCCGCCGCCACUGGCAAGACGGCCACCGGCGGAACCGGCGUCAUUUAAGCUGAAUCCGGGUGGAACUUAACGAGGACUGAGGAGCACCGUACUGGAAAAGAUCGCAUCGAAUGUAUUAGCGCGAGAGUGAUGUACUGACAGUGAAUGUUGUCCUAACAGUCUGAUUGGCUUCGAAUCUGUUGUCUUAUGUUUGCAAUGGCCAUAAUAAACGCAGCAAGGUUA